Molecule: messenger RNA, 2084 nt
Organism: Rubroshorea leprosula
Lineage: Eukaryota; Viridiplantae; Streptophyta; Magnoliopsida; Malvales; Dipterocarpaceae
Source: the annotation of a GenBank genome assembly
AAACUUCCAGCGAAAGGACAUCCAUCUUCAACAACUUAGGUAAAAUGGCUUCUUUUCGCGAUGCACGAGAGUUCCGAGGUAACCAAGUUGAAAACGAAGAGGUUAAUGUGAUAUUCGUGGAGCCUAUCGCCAUGAUAGUGCCGCCGGAGUUGCAGGAUUCGCCCAGAACCAUCACGUCGGAGAGUGGCGCUGGUUCGAGCGCGGGUGGUGGUUCUGAUGACCACUGGCCUUCAACUUCCAGCUAUUCGCCCACGGAAGAGACACCCAGUGAAACAGAGGGUGCUAAAGAGGCUGGGUGCAGUGCGCCGGUGAUGGGUACAGCAGCUGAGGUGGUUUUGUUUGAAAGGGCGGCACUACAUCACGAGGUUGCAGAUGAUGCAGCCAUAGUGAAAAGAUACAAGAAGUUGGAGGAGAUGUACGAGCUGGCCCUUUCGCAGCUUACUCCCAACAGCAUAAAGUUUAUCAUAGGCUUUAUGCUGUUGUGCAAAAGGUUGGAGGUGCCUGCAAAGGUGGUGGUCUUCAGGUCGCUCUUCCUGUACCGUUUGUGCCCGUCCACCAGUGGAACGAGAUGGUACUACAUCUCGGGAAGAGAGAAGAUGAUGAUAUUCACCAACAUAAGAAACAAGGUUGCGAGGUGGAAGAGACAGUUCGUCUUCAUUCGGGAUACACGAAUAGAGAGGAUCAAUAACGAGCUCGCCGCCCGCCUGUCAGAGUGGCGUACACCCAACACCUAUAUGAAUUACCCACAGCUGACUGUUGGUGAGGUCAACUUGAAGAAUCGGCUGCUUGAUUAUGUUAAGGCGAGGGGUUUGGUAGAUCUAAAAGCCUUGGUUACCCCGGAGCAGAUCGCCUUGCUUGGGUUUGUCGAUGUGGCAAACCUACAUUCUGAAGCAUAUUGGAGAGGUAGCGUUAGAGAGUACAAGGCUCAAGGAACCGGGGAGCUGGGUCUGGUUCCCAACGUCAAUCUUGCUUUGACGAGCAGCCGCCUACUGCACCGGGGCGCAGCUCAUAGCACAGAAGACUCAGAUGCCGAGGAUGACGUCCCCCUCAUCCGGCGGAGGACAAGUACUGGGAACCAGCCCGCUCCAGCUGCUGCUGCGCGACCUGCCAGCGUGCCCCAAGCGCUAGCUCGUGAGGUUGCCAAGCCAGCACCUGCCUCAUCGUCUAUAACGGGGCCACGAAUUGCAUACCCGGACGGCUUUAGCUACGUACAGACAGACUGCCAGGCCGCGAUGCUGCAGGGUAUGCAAAGCUUCGUGCCUCUUGCAGACCGACAACGUGCGAAGGGGCACAUUAAGCGUUCAGCUACACUAUCGCACUCUUUGAGUGCGAGCAAGGAGCAAGGGCGCAGAACAACGAGCUCCAACAAAGCUGCAAACAACUGGCCUCUGAAAAAGCCAGUUUGGCUGAUGAGGCAGAGAAGGAGAGUGGCAUUCAAGCUGCCAAGGAGGAGGCCGGUCGUGCAGAGGACCGGAGAAGACCGAGCUAAGAAGACAGAAUUUGAUCGCGAGAAGACUCUACACGAGCUGAGCGCCCUGAGAGAAAGGGUCUCACAAGCUGAUCAGCACGUCGCCCAGGCUGAGGCGUCCUUGGAGACGACCAAAAGGCUCCACCAGCGCAACGUGUGCUUUGCCCGCGCACAAGGGGCUGAAUGGCUGGUGCUACAAGUCCAGGCUGACUUUCCCAUCGGUGAGCUGGCCUUCUUCGAGGGUGAGGAGAUUGACGAAGAAGGGGAGAGCCUCGCCCAACCAGCUGACACUAGGCUUCAAUGCUUGGGUGGCAGACCCCAUGAUGUGCCUGCUGAGCCUUCUAACACUUCCCCCUUUGCUCAGCCUCAGCCCGCACCAGCCGUUGGUCCUGCUCUCUCUCCUGCUCUCUCUCCUCCAGAUCGGUCAUCUCCAGCUCGAUCUGCUGCUGCACCUAAUGACGCAUCCAUCCCCGUCGACCUGACGGAUGAUUAGCUUAGGACAUUUUGCUUUUUCUUUUGUAUUUCUUUUGAUAUUUUUGUGUUAAUCAAUGAACUGAUUCAUGAUAUGUACUUCAUAUGUAAAAGAACAUUCAUGAAAUACAAUUUAAACUUCUUG